AUGGCACCACACGGAAAAUGUGGAGAUUCUAGCCAUUCUCACGAAUCCGAUGAAAUAGGAAUUCAUUACAGUUUAUAUGCAAAGAUCGACAAAGAGAAUUUAGAAUGUUUGAAUGAAGCUAAUGAAGGUAGUGGAAAAAGUGUCUUUAAGCCAUGGGAAGAGCGUUUAAACUUUGAGGCCUUUGUGGAAUCUGAUGCUGAUGAAGAACUUUUAUUUAAUAUACCUUUUGUGGGAAAUAUUAAACUUAAAGCUAUAAAAAUAAUCGGAGAAGACUCUGAAACUCAUCCCUCUAGAAUGAGAUUGUUCAAAAAUAGACCAAAAAUGACAUUUGAUGAUACUAGUGCCAAUGCAGAUCAAGAAUUUGAAUUAGUUAGAGAUACUACAGGAGCUGCUGAAUAUGUAACUAAGAUUGUCACUUUCAAUAAUGUCAACCAUCUAACGUUACAUUUUCCAUCCAACUUUGGAGGAGAAACUACUAAAAUAUAUUACAUAGGACUGAAAGGAGAAUUCUUCGAAGCUCACCAUCAUGGGGUAACUAUAUGUACCUACGAAGCUAGACCAAUGCCACAGGACCACAAGAAUCCCCUUAAUGAAAUCAAUCAAUCUCAAUUAGGCAAAUAA
Messenger RNA from Diabrotica balteata, 621 nucleotides. The record is from the annotation of a GenBank genome assembly. NCBI's taxonomy places the organism in Eukaryota, Metazoa, Arthropoda, Insecta, Coleoptera, Chrysomelidae.